CGGACUCUAGCGGCGGACAGCAAUGGUACCAAAGGACUUCCUGGUGUUUAUUACAGUCUACUCAGUGGUCGUUUCUCGUUCAGAACUCUUAGGUCACCCAUCAACAUGCCAUUUUCAAAUAAUUCAUUGUUCCUGCAAAGAAAUGUACGGUGUAGAUUUGGUCGUGACUGUGGAAAAGUGUGUUUACGAUUUGAAAGAAGGAGAUGCAAAAUCUGUUUGCAGCAGCGAGACGGUCAUGGAGAAAUGUAGGAAAGGUGGUGAGCUUUCAAAAUUUUUGUUUGUUGAAGGUGGGCUUUAUUUUCCUCUAAUUUGCCGUUUAUACGGAAACCGAGGAGGCCAUAGAACGUGUCCGUAAUAACGGGUUGUCCGUACGAAGCAUAUGGACAGCUAGCUCUUUGGUCAGCAGGGCUACCAAAAAGCUCAGGGAUCAAUUUUUGGUCACACUCAUUUUAAUUAAUGAUUUCAUGAAGGAUCUGUCUGAUGCCAUAGAUGCAGUGCUUUCAACUCUCCCGGAUGGAUCCUGGAGACUCCACAUUUUGAACAGUUUCUCUCGGUCUCCAGAUUAGAGUCUGAAAUCUCCCGGAUAAUCGCCCAAGUUUACCAUUUCUUGUAGAUUCGACUUUCCGACAAUGAAAUUUUGCGUUGUUUGAGCUAUUUUGCUGUGAAUGUCAAACUUUUCCUCGCAAACUUCGGUGUAUCCCAUUGUAAUGUAAGCAAUAAAGUGAUUGGUGGGAAGUAAACCAAUCAGGUCAGGUUUCGCGCGUUUUUUUUUUUUGUACAAAUGACGUCAUGUGCAGUGCAUUAUGACGUCAUCUAUCAUCCCUUCCCUAUCAGUUCUUAAUAUUUGAAGACGUGGGGGGUUGACAGCCCUGUAGAUGAUUGUACCUCAUUUAUAUAUGAUAUACCUGGAUUUUUGAAAACCGGGUUAGCAAAAAUAUCAACUCAUUCUACUACUUGGCAAUUUAAAACAACAAAACUCAUUCAAAGGCCGGUUAAAAGCCUUUAUAUGACGCCGGGCAGUCCGUUAAUGGUCCCAAACACAGGAAAAAAUAACGGAUUCCCAUUUUUGGAUAUUUUAGGGUAUUUAAAAAUACCCAAAAAAAUCCCAAAUUUGGAAGAGUGAGACAAGUCCCAAUCAGGGAACUUGGUUGGGAAUUCCCUACUUGGGACUUGUCUCACUUUGCCAAAUUUGGGAUUUUUAUGGGUAUUCUUUAAAUACCCUAAAAUAUCCAAAAAUGGGAAUCCGUUAUUUUUUCCUGUGAAAAAGCAUUCCAACGAGUCCAAAUUUAAAAUGACGCAAAUUUUAGAACAUUUAUUCAGUAAGCUGACUUCGCGAAGUUCCAAACCGGUGUCAUCUCAGUCUAGAAAUUUUUAACUUAAGUGAGCUGCAGCGAAAAAGUGCCUGCAUGGUUAAGGCUUACAUAACGACUUAACUCGUUUAACAUUUUUCCCGGUCCGAUAAACAACAGGAUUCCGCAUGGAAUAGACAACAAACUGAAUGAAACAUAGUGCACAAAUUAUCACCCUCUUAUCUGCAAAAACCGGCCCAUGGUGCAAUGCCAUUAGAGCCCGCUGAAACUAAAGCUAUCCAUGGUGUGGUAUGGAUAUUUUCUGGAAUUGCCCAAUAAAUCAUGCUUUCACUGUACCACCCCUCAGUUAUUGUCCAGAGUUGUUGCACAUAUCAUUGUAGUCGAAAAAGUUCAAACAAAAUGGAAAAAAAACAAUGAACGAGCCCUUUGCUUUGCGACCCAAUCAACCACAUCUUUAAAGAAAUGAACCAGCAGUGAUAUCUCCACUUAAUCAAACAAUUGUUAAAAAUGGUCAUGACGGGUGUAUAGUGGUGUGAUGAAAAGGUGUCCAGGGAAUAACUUGCUAGAUAGGUAUAAAAUACAUUUUCACUCUCACAACCUUUAGUAAUGAAAAUGAAUAUAGGCUUGUACUAUACUUAAUUAUUAUUAUAAGAACAGGUACCUAUUUUGGAUUAUGUCACUUAUUCCUUAAUUAAUCGAUUGAUUUUUUCCCAUAUCUUCCUUUUCAGAUACUUUCUCUUUACAAAGGCAGAGACGUGCAGGCUUUUUAAACCUCUGUUGUAAGAAUGGAACAAUACUACCAACUGUUUGGCUGCCUACCAAAACAGGCCCUCCCAAAAUUACAAAGACCAGUGGUAGUUCACAAAUUGUUGUGAGAGAUGACAGCUAUGUUAAAUUCCAGUGCAAGGUGGUUUCUAAUCUUGCAGCUAAUGUAACUUGGCUACUAAAUGGUUUACCAUUGACUAGACAGAUGGACUUUAGGUAUUCAUAUUUGGAAUGCAGAACCGUUUUACUAAUUGAAAAUGUGUUAAGCACAGAUGCUGGGAACUAUACCUGCCUUGUUCAAAAUGAGAAGGGACAAGCAAUGGCAUCCUCUUAUUUGACUGUGAGAAGUAAGUAAAAUUCAAGCAUCAAUGGAAAAUUAUCAUUUGAAAUAUUUUGUUGUUAUUUUAUUUCUAAUUCUGUGUGCACUGAAGCUUACCAAUUAAGAGUGUAUGUGUAGCAAUACCUUCAUGUAUAAAAAAGCAAACUAGUAUCAGUACACAACAAUAAAAUGACCAAAUAUUUUGUUUUGAUUUUCAUAGCAAAAGAUAAACGCCCAAUGUACAUAAUGGACUUUGGACUAGAGGGAAAGACAGGAAUGCAGGGUGUAGCAGUUACUGGGACUUCUGUAAAUUUAACCUGCAGAACUCAAAACACUGCUGUUAACAAUUACUUUUUAAAGGACGGUUCUCCUAAGAUAGAGGAUGGAAUACGUGUCACAUGGUAUCAAAUGGGAGAUUUUCAACACAACAUCAAGGUUGCCAAACUUGAGAUAAAAAAUGUCACAUUAGCAGACUCUGGAAAUUACACUUGCGUGUCAGUCCUCCAUGGUAUAACAAAACGUAAAACAUUUCCUCUUAGAAUCGGUAUGUAUUCCUUUCAGGGAUCUUUACAAUUUUAUACCUCUUGA
Porites evermanni is the source of this 2982-nucleotide messenger RNA. The record is from the annotation of a GenBank genome assembly. NCBI's taxonomy places the organism in Eukaryota, Metazoa, Cnidaria, Anthozoa, Scleractinia, Poritidae.